Messenger RNA from Neurospora hispaniola, 1823 nucleotides. RefSeq lists its product as uncharacterized. The transcript is spliced from 2 exons. The coding region runs from base 1 to 1671 and encodes 556 amino acids. Gene Ontology annotation, molecular function: monooxygenase activity. Lineage: Eukaryota; Fungi; Ascomycota; Sordariomycetes; Sordariales; Sordariaceae. The record is from RefSeq and is a predicted model, not a curated record.
AUGUCUUCCGCACUAGACGUAGGCCAACCCAAGACUAGUCCAUCCGCGGCUCCCUCCUCGACAACCUCCCCGACCUCCUCCUCCCCCUCGAUCCAGAACUUCCGCCCCCGCGCCGCCAUCCUCGGCGCCGGCAUCUCGGGCCUCUCCGCCUCUGUUUCCCUCCGCCGAGCCGGUUGGUCGUGCACCAUCUUCGAGCGCUCGCUCUUUUCCAACGAGACCGGCGCCGCCAUCACUUUGCCUCCCAACGCCAGCUUGUGUCUCUCGCGAUGGGGCUUCGAUUUCAACAAGGCAGAGCCGGUGCCGAAUUGGAGUAUUCGAUUUGCGAGGGCGGAUACAUUGGAGGUUGUCAAGUCGGAGGAAUAUGAAGGGUUUGGGGAGGAUUUGGGAGUGGGAGGUGAAAAGGGACAUGGGGGCUCUUGGGGCGUUCAUAGGGCAGAUUUACAUUGGGGGUUGAGGGAGUUGGUUGGGGCGCAGAGGGUAAAGGGGGCGAUAUCUAGAAGUAAAGAAAAUACGAAGGAAACGGAGGGGAAAAUAGAUGGGGGGCAUGGGACGAAAAGGAUGGUCGAUGGAGGACCGGUCAGAAUUGAAUUGGGAAGAGAAGUGGUGGGAUUGGACUGCGAAGAAGGGGUGAUUGAGUUCAGGGAUGGAACAAAACUGGAGGGAUGGGAUCUGGUGGUUGUUGCUGACGGUGCUCACUCCAAGCUCCUCCCGUCCAUCCUGCCACCUUCCUCGACACCAUCCUCGUACCUAACACAACCAACCAGCCGCUCAAUCUACCGCUUCCUCCUCCCCCUCACCCCCUCCUCCCCGCUUCUCACCAACCCUUCCCUGCGCCCGCACUUUCUUCCUCACAGCCAAGGCGGCCCCCUUCCCGGCUUUUUGUCAUGGCACGAUCCUAUUAAAGAUGUACUCUGGGUCUCUUACCCCUGCCGCGGCGGACGCGUACUCAACAACGCUAUCGUGCAUGACACGCCGCCGCAACCUAGUGGGGAGGCGGGGGAGUCGUCACCACCGGGUCGGGGUUGGUCGACGGCGGUAGGGAAGGAGGAGGUGCUGAAAGUUUUGAGCGGGUUUCAUGGGGCGGUGAGGGCCUUGGUCGAUUUGGCUUAUGAGGAGGAAGGAGAAGAGAAAGAGGAAGAGGAGAAUGGAAGGGGGACAGGCGAGAAAGGCAUCAAAGUCCAUCACCUCUUCAAAAGACCCGCCUUGAACUCCUUCGUCCGCGGCAAAGCAGUGGUGAUGGGCGACGCGGCGCACGUCAUGAUGCCCACGCAUGCAGCGGGCGGAGCCAUUGCCAUCGAGUCGGCCGCCACAAUGGAAGUCCUCUUUCGCGACUUUCCCUCUGAUCCUCCGCAGCUUGGAGAGUUUGUCAAGCGCCGUCUGAAGCUGUUUGAUCAGCUACGUAUCCCGAGGUGUAACUUGACCAUGUUGGCGUCCAAUGCUGGGCCCCAAUGGCUGAACGUCGAAGGCGUGGAGGAAGAGGUGAGGAGGUAUCACAAGGGGCCGUUGCCGCACAAGGAUACAUUGCCGUGGACCAAGGAGUUUAGGCAAGUGUUGUUUUGUUAUGAUGCGUUUGAGGCGGCGAAGGAGGCGGUCAGGAAAGAAGGGAGGGUAGCCGUGGCGGCUUCCCGUUCUGGGGCAAUGGGCUCGGAGGUGGAGGCUGAGAACAUGUGAAUGGAGAUGUGACCGGGUAAGUUGGCGUGAUGACAUUCUGAUGGGAGUGAGCUAUUGAGCCUCAUGUGAUUGUGAUAGCGGGAUGCUUUACGUAGGUAUCUUGGUAUUCUGGAUACGGAAAUGGCUUCGUCUGUCCCGUCGUUUCAUCCUUC